Papaver somniferum (opium poppy) is the source of this 4679-nucleotide messenger RNA. Its product is annotated as protein STICHEL-like. Lineage: Eukaryota; Viridiplantae; Streptophyta; Magnoliopsida; Ranunculales; Papaveraceae. Gene Ontology annotation, biological process: DNA-templated DNA replication; DNA repair. The coding region runs from base 855 to 4484 and encodes 1209 amino acids. The record is from RefSeq and is a predicted model, not a curated record. Gene Ontology annotation, cellular component: DNA replication factor C complex; DNA polymerase III complex; nucleus. The transcript is spliced from 9 exons. Gene Ontology annotation, molecular function: DNA binding; DNA-directed DNA polymerase activity; DNA clamp loader activity.
CACACUAGAUACCGUGAUUGUCCAGGCAAAAACGGGACUCCCGGAUGUCCAAAUUAGAACUUUAAGCGUGCUCAAAAUUGACGUCUGUUUGAAUUAUGAAAGACACAGAUAAGGGAGUAUAGAAAGAAAAUAAGUGGACUUGGGACAAAAAAGAGAAUCUCGGCGCGUUUGGAGGGAGUUUUUGAUUUAUUUUUUCUUCCCCUUCUUCUUACAUCCAAAAAUAAAAACCCUAGAAAAAUUCAUUCACCACACUCACCAUCAGUCCAUAACUCCAUUUAAUUUGUAAAAAAAUACAGAUCUCAAACACUUUUUUUUUCUUUCUUUCUCUUUCUUCUCUACACCUUAUAGAUUGGAUUAGAUUUUUUGAAGAAUCCAAAAUCUUCAAUUUCAUUUCACUUUGAAGCUCACUCACAUUUUCCAGGACUGAGAAUUGUGGAUUUCUAGCUUUUUUCACGCAUGGCAUGAAGGAAAUCCAAAGUAAACAAUAAAGGCGUUUGAUUAACGUAUUAAAUGACUAAUUAACCCUCAAAGUAAAUCUUAGAGAUCAAUCUGGAGUUGGUAGGUCCAGCCAGUGAAUGUCGGGUCUCCAAAUACCGAAAAGGAAAAAGAAAACUCGCAUUGCCGAUCAAGCUUAGAAAGAAGAUCCAAAAGUUGUAUAUUGCAUCAUCAGACAUGUUUGGAGUUUGAGGUUAAGACAACUGGGAAGUCGUUAGAUAGUCCACAAUGUGUAUCUAUGUUGUAAAGAAGUGAAUAUACAUUUGGAUGAAAUGUUGAGCUCAAGUUAGAAAAGCUGUAAAUUAUCUUCUUUACAUUUGCAUGGAAUUCUGGGUCAGUGUGGGUAAUUGCAAGAGAGAAUGUCAAUCGCCCAUGUUGAUCCAAGAGAACUUCACUGGAAGAAAGAACUUACUGGUCUUCGAAAAGCUGCACGACAUUUACGUGAUCCAGAAACCACUUCUUCAUUGAGGUCACCGUUGAAUUCUAGACCAGUUACUGCUUCACCUAGUUGGAAUUACGGACUACAUGGAACCAGAUCAAACCGUAUGGGAGCACAUCAUGCUCUGGGGUUCACGGAUCCAGAGACAUGUUUGCCUACUAGAAGCGAAACAAAUGAAAAAAAAGUAUUCCUCUACAAUUGGGGGACUCAAUCGGGCAAAUCAAGUGAUUUAGGUAUAAAAUUAGAUGUGGAAAAAUUCGACGUAGGGUCAGUAGAGGAUAGCAUCAAAGAUAGCAUGGGAAUUGCUCAAAAAGAAGAUUAUAGGAGUGACUUGUAUACUGCUGAGCCAAUGAUGGCCUUCAAGGCCAGAGAGGCAAACCUUGAGAAACCUGUGAGGAGAACAGGUAAGAAGUUAAAGAAGGGCACUGUUAUCUCAAAGCGUGGCACUCUUAGAAACUCAACGGCUUCAAACUUGCUAGAUCUUCCAUCAAUCUCGUUGGGAGCAGUUACAUCAGUUCAACAAUCUAACAAUGUGGAAUACUGCAAAUCCGAGGAUUCACGGUCACGGGAUAUAACACCAAAAACUGGGUACACUUCGAGAUCAACAUCAUCAAUGCCCACUAGGGGAGAGAACUGGUCCGGAACUUCCAAACUCUUGAAAAGCAUCUGGAGAGAUGAUUCUUCUUAUCCUUACACCCCAGCAUCAACCAAUUCGUACAACAAGUAUAGAAAUCAGAAUCCCAGUAAUGUUGGGUCUUGGGAUGGAAAUACAACUUCAGCGGAUGGAGAUGAAAUAGAUCACUUGAAUUUGUCAAGCCGGCAAGGAUGUGGAAUUUCAUGCUACCGGUCGAAAAGGAAGACAAAACAUGGAAGAUACGGUAGCUGUUACUCCCCCUCAUUUUCUGAUACUCUGAGAAGAAAAGGAAGUAGCAUUCUGUGUGGAACCAGAACGUUGCAGAAGAAACGUCGAUCAUCAGCGUCUAACAAACGAAGACUUGUUAUGCCAUUGUUGACAAACAGCAGUGAUGGAAGAGGAGGUUCAUCUUUGGAUAGUGGACGAAGUGAUGAUGAUGAGCUUUCAACAAACUUUGGGGAGCUCGAUAUGGAAGGUUUGAGCCGGUUGGAUGGGAGAAGAUGGUCCAGCUGUCGAAGCCAGGAAGGGCUAGAAAUAGUACCCCUCUCGACAGGAGCCCAAGAAGGUACAUCAGACCGUGUUAGGAGCUUGAGCCAAAAAUAUAGACCAAGGUUCUUUGAUGAAAUAAUUGGGCAGAACAUUGUGGUUCAUUCACUGACUAAUGCCAUUUCAAGGGGAAGAAUUGCUCCUGUUUAUCUCUUCCAAGGUCCUCGGGGUACGGGAAAAACAUCAGUGGCAAGGAUAUUCGCUGCUGCUUUAAGUUGUGACUCUACAGAAGAAAACAAGCCAUGUGGUUUCUGUAAGGAAUGCACUGAUUUCAUAUCCGGUAAGACCAUGGACUUGAGAGAAGUUGAUGCCACAAAUGAUAAAGGAAUAGAUAGAGUUAGGUACUUGCUAAAGAGCUUGUCUACGGCACCCACAUCUUCUUUUUCCCCCUACCAUGUAUUUAUCAUCAAUGACUGCCACUUGCUACCCUCAAAAACAUGGUCGUCUUUUAUUAAGUUUCUUGAAGAGCCACUACCACGAGUUGUAAUAAUAUUCAUAACAACUGAUAUCGACAAUCUGCCCCAUACCGUAUCAUCUCGGUGCCAGAAAUAUCUUUUUAACAAAAUCAAAGAUGCAGAUAUUAUUACCAGGUUGAAGAAGGUUGCUGCUGAUGAAAACUUUGAAAUUGAAUCGGAUGCUCUUGAUUUGAUCGCUAUGAGUGCAGAGGGUUCACUUCGAGAUGGAGAAACAAUGUUGGAUCAAUUAAGUUUACUGGGGAAGAGGAUAACUGCAUCCCUAGUAAAUGAACUGGUAGGGGUUGUUUCAGAUGAAAAAUUACUUGAUCUUUUGGAGUUAGCCAUGUCAUCUGACACUGCAGAAACAGUGAAAAGAACCAGGGAAUUGAUGGAUUCAGGGGUUGAUCCAAUGGCAUUGACAUCUCAACUAGCAGGUCUUAUUAUGGAUAUUAUUGCCGGAACUUACCAUCUGGUUAAUUCGAAAUGCAGCAGUUCAUUUUUUGCUGGAAGAAGUUUAACUGAUGCAGAGUUGGAAAGACUAAAACAAGCUCUGAAGCUUCUUUCUGAAGCCGAGAGGCAGCUAAGGGUGUCAAGUGAACGGUCAACAUGGUUUACUGCAGCUCUACUGCAACUAGGUUCUGUUACAUCUUCCAAUCCGACUAAUUCUGGUAGCAGUAGGAAACAGAGCUCGAGGGCAACAGAUGAUGAGCCAUCUGGAUCUUCAAGAGAAGUCUCUGCUCACAAGAAAAGAUCUGAUGCUCUACAAAGGCGGCGGAAGUCAACUUCAACAGCCUCAUCUCGUGGCCCACUAGAUGGAAAUUUUGAUUACCACGGCGAACCACUGUUGAUGGUUGAUACUGUUCAUUCCGCUACCAAAUCCCAAUCGGUGGAGGAAGGUGCAUCAAAUGCCACUCUAGCUGAAAAUAGGGUCUGCCGGUACAUACGCCCAAAAAAGUUGGACGAGAUUUGGGAGAUGUGCAUCGACAGAUGUCACUCAAAUACACUAAGGCAGUUGCUACGUUUACAUGCAAGGCUUGUCUCAAUUGCUGAAGUUGAAGGUGCUCUGGUUGCCUUCAUAGGAUUCAAGGAUGGGGAUAUCAAAUCCAGAGCUGAAAGAUUUCAACGUAGUAUCACAAAUUCAAUUGAAAUUGUUAUGAAGCACAAUGUCGAGGUUAGAAUGGGACUGAUGGUACAGCGAGAGGCUUCUAUUAACAGGGCUGAAUCUCCUGCAAGUUCAUCUCAGAGGGAGAUGGCAGCAUCUGAUACAGAGAGGGAACUACGACGUGAUUCCAAUAAUUCACCAAGUGGUCGUUCAGAGUCGGAGCGAAAUUAUGAACAGGUCAGAGCACCUAAGGAAAGAUAUUACUCCGAAGGAGAAAAAAACGAGGAAAUUCCUCUGCAAAGAAUACAAGCCAUUAUCGACGAGCAACGAUUAGAAAGCGCGUGGUUACAAACUGCAGAGAAGGGAACUCCAGGAUCUUUGAGCAGGUUAAAAGCUGAAAGGAACCAAGUUAUGCCCCAGGAUGGAGUUUAUCGUCCAAAUCAGAUGGCUUCUAUAAUUUCGACGGAGCUGUCUUCUCAGAAAUGGGAGAAUGAGCUUACUCAUGAACUUAAAUCAUUGAAUGUUAAUGGUGGGAGGGGCCACCAUGACCAGACUGGUAAAAGGGUCGAGAAUUAUUCCAUGUCUCCAAGCUUGCUGCACAACAAAAGCUUAGCAGGCAAUGAAAAUCAGGGAUAUGAAUCAGGGACAGCUCCUACUUGUAAUGGACUUCUUUGUUGGAAAAAGACUAAGCCUUACAACAAAGGGAAGGUUAAACAAGGAACCCCGGUUCGAUCACACAAAAAUAAGCAAUUUUUGUUGUUUGGGAAUUGCAUGAAGCCUAAGAAGACUGAACGAAGUAGAUUUAGUAAAUGAAAAGCAUGAAUUCUGCUUCGGAUAUGCUCUGCUUGUUCCCCAUGUAUUACAAUUUCCGGCUGUAUCUUUCAUAAUUUAAGUACAUGUAAUUGAAACAACAGAAAAGGUAUCUCUGACCAUCUUAUUUACAGUAUUAAAUUAUUUAUUCUCUCUUUAUUGUCAGAAUAAAAAGGUGACAACAUCUUUUUACCAAAA